Engraulis encrasicolus (European anchovy) is the source of this 4961-nucleotide messenger RNA. RefSeq names its product diacylglycerol kinase, alpha a (gene dgkaa). Bases 987 to 3095 code for a protein of 702 amino acids. The transcript is spliced from 22 exons. The record is from RefSeq and is a predicted model, not a curated record. Gene Ontology annotation, biological process: intracellular signal transduction; lipid phosphorylation; diacylglycerol metabolic process. Gene Ontology annotation, cellular component: plasma membrane. Gene Ontology annotation, molecular function: calcium ion binding; ATP-dependent diacylglycerol kinase activity. NCBI's taxonomy places the organism in Eukaryota, Metazoa, Chordata, Actinopteri, Clupeiformes, Engraulidae.
CACAUUCAGUUUCUUCUUUUUUCCCCUUUUUAUUCUUUCAUUGUAUUGUCAGGCAGAUGUUUCUUCUACAAGAGCCUUCAUCAGUGUAUCAGGGCCUGGAGAAGGAGACAUCUGAGAGAGGGGCACUUGGCUGCAAAUGGGGGGCAUUAGCCUGUUUUAUUCGUCAAUACUAAGGGGGCUGUUGGCAGGCUCAUGAUGAGGUCAAGGGGCGUCUGUUCAAAAAAAAGAUUGAGAACCACUGGUGGUAGGCUCUGCAGGCACUGAUGUCACCAUGGCGUCACCCCAUGUGUGUGUGGGUGAAGCACCUCUCUCUCUCAUGUAGGUGGCACUUCGCACCUGCUUGUGGAUAUGUAGAGCGCUUGUGCAAGCGAGCAAGGCAUCUGAGGGGGUAAAUAUAACUUGCAGGAGCAGAGUGGAGCAGUGUCCCCCGACAAGCUUCCGUCUCCAGUCAUUUGAUGCCUCCUACAGUUUGCAUGCAUGCAAACGUUGCAGCGGUUUGGCAUUUGUAAAAGUGCACAUGCACUGCUUUGUGUGUGUGUGUGUUGGAGUAACUGUGUUUUUAUUCUGUUUUCUCAUCUGGGUUCUGUUGUGGUUGUUUUUUUUUCUUUUGUUCUUUGCACAUUUCCUGCUGCACAGAUAUCGUAACACUUAUACCUGUACUACUACUUAUAGAUGUAUCUUGUCACUGUAGCGUCUUUGUGAAGAUGGGCCCAUUGGUGGGCCUGUUCACAAAAAAAAACAAUUACAUUAUAACAGCACUGCUAUGACACAUUAUUAAGAGCCUUAGAUAACAGAUUAAGACUUUGUCGUUACAAUUUUGGUGAGAGAGGCUCUGCGCAAAGGGGUUAAUUUCAUCCAAAUUGAGUCUUGGUAAAAAAAACAACAACAAAAAAUUAAUUCCUGUAUGGAUUAGUUGGUAAACACCUCUCUUGCAUAAUACAGUAUAUCUUACCAUUUACUCUAAUGUCUCUGACACAGAUAGCAGCAUGCGAGUGAAAGAAGUUGUGAAGGAAUUCAACGCCGGAGGCAAGUUAUUUCAACACAGAUGUGGAGAUCGUGUUGACUGGACGGGGUUCUCGCUCUUCCUGAAGACCUACUUGGAGGCAGACAACCUGCCCACGGAGCUCUGCCAGCAUCUCUUCCAGUACUUCCAGGACUCUGAGCAGUGCAGGGAGGAGCAUAAGAAUGAAGGUGUAUGUCUCAAGGCAAUGUCUUGCUACUUCUCUGUCCUGGAGGAAGGCAAGCCAAAAGAAAAGCUGGAAUUUACCUUUAAAAUGUAUGACAAAGAUGGAAAUGGCUACCUGGAUAAAGCUGAAGUGGACUCCAUUAUAACGCAGAUGAUGCGCGCCGCAGAUUACCUCGGCUGGGAUGUCACCGAGCUCAGACCGGUUCUGGAGGACACCAUGACGGCCAUCGACGCAGACAGCAGUGGCACGGUGACCCAGCAGGAGUGGAUCCUGGGCGGCAUGAACAACAUCCCUCUGCUGGUGCUGCUGGGCCUCAAGGCAAGUGCGCUAGACCUCAAGAUGGCGGAGCAGGACUGCCAGCACACGUGGAGGAUGAAGAACUUCAAAAAGCCGGCGUACUGCUGCGUGUGCGAGGGGAUGCUGAUGGGACUACGCAAACAGGGCCUCUGCUGCAAUGUUUGCAAGUACACAGUCCAUAGUCGUUGUGCCAACAAGAGCAUCGCUCCCUGCGUGCGCAGCUAUGUCAAGACCAAGGCCGAAACUGGGAUUCCUGCGCAUGAUUGGAUCAGGACAGAGAGUGACUCCAGUAAAUGUGACCACUGCCAGAAGAAGAUCAAGACCCUGACAGGGAAACGCUGUGCAUGGUGCCACCACAUGAGACAUGAUGACUGUGUGAGUCAGGGUCCUUCAGAGUGUGACUGUGGACCACUGAGAGACCAUAUCUUGCCCCCCUGGUGCAUCAGUCCUCUUCUCAAGGAGGAUGAUGGCGUUGCAUGUGGUGAUGGCAGACUGAUGAACUUGACAUCAGAAGGAACCCACUUACACAUCACUCCCCCGCCAGAGACCCACCCCCUCCUGGUCUUUGUCAACCCUAAAAGCGGCGGGAAACAAGGAGAGAGGGUGAUGAGGAAGUUUCAGUACCUCCUGAACCCCCGACAAGUCUUCAAUCUCAACAACGGAGGCCCUAGUUCUGGGCUUCACUUCUUCAAAAACCUUGAGCAGUAUCGUGUGUUGGUGUGUGGAGGUGAUGGAACAGUGGGCUGGAUUCUAGAUGCUAUUGACAAGACAGAGCUGCCAGUGUGCCCCCCAGUGGCCGUACUGCCUCUUGGCACUGGGAACGACCUCGCCCGCUGCCUGCGCUGGGGAGGGGGCUACGAUGGCUCGGACCUGCGUGAGAUCAUCAAGGGGAUAGAGGGAGGUGUUGAGGUUCCUCUCGAUCGCUGGAGUGUGGAGGUGGUUCCUGAUAACCCUCAAGAGGAGGGAGACCCUGUGCCCUAUGAGAUCAUCAACAACUACUUCUCCAUCGGUGUGGAUGCGUCCAUUGCACACCGCUUUCACACUCUGAGGGAGAAGAACCCACAGAAGUUCAAUAGCAGGACGAAAAACAAGCUGUACUAUUUCGAACUCUCUGCAUCUGAAACCAUCUCUGCCUCCUGCAAGAAACUUUCAGAAUGUAUCUCUAUUGAGUGCUGCGGGGUCCCCCUGGAUCUGAGCAGCCUGGACCUGCAGGGUAUAGCCGUCCUCAACAUUCCCAGCAUGCACGGCGGUUCAAACUUGUGGGGGGGCGAGUCGCGGAAGGAUGAAGCUGACAGAGACGCAAGUUUACCGGAUGUCAUCACUGAUUACGACACCCUAAAGACUAGUUCACAAGACGUGAGUGAUAAGCGGCUGGAGGUGGUGGGUCUGGAAGGGGCUCUGGAGAUGGGCCAGAUCUACUCGGGCCUGAAGAGUAAGGGCCUCCGCCUGGCCCAGACGGCCCAGAUCACUAUCAGGACACUGAAAGCUCUUCCCAUGCAGAUAGAUGGAGAGCCCUGGAUGCAGCCGCCAUGUACAAUUAACAUCAAGCACAAGAACCAGGCGAACAUGCUGAUGGCUGCUCCGGCCAAAUCCUCUGGCUUCUGGAAGUGAGGUGGAGACAGCUCAAGUUCUCCAUGACAGCCCCAUCACCUGGCAUCCCCUUUACUCCCCUGCAACAAACCACAACUUUCUCCCUCUCUAUGUCUCUCUUUACAAAUCUCUCUGCCUGUCCUUCUGCCUGUCUUAAGUUCUUAGUGAGUUUUUUCACUUCUGUCGGCAAGGAGGAAGGGCCACAUCAUGAAGCGCCUCUUCCUUGCUCGGGUCAUACCGUAUGCUCACCACAGAGAAACUGAUCUGACUUGAAACAUGCACAUGUUUGAAUGCCUACACAGCCAUUGUUUUUUUUAGACGUGUUAUGUCUGCUUACAGGCCUGCCUUUGUCCAUUGUCAGUGGAGUGGAGUAAGAGAUAUUGUGUAUUAUUAUCACCACUUUUGUGUUAUGAAAUGAAAACAGUCCUGUUUCACUCCCUCAUGUGGAUUGCUUUUGACGUAUUGUGGCAUACGUACGUGGUGGUGACACGUGUUAUUUAUAUGCUUGAAGGGAAAGGGUACAGACUGCAUAUGUGGUACGACUAGGAGUCACUUUUAAACAUAUGAAGCCACUAGGAUAUGGCUACUGUUAAGCAUUUUAGCACCUUUUCAGAGUUGUCUGCGAUGCAAUAUAGGAAGUGAUCUUAAUUGAGGUGGGGUUGCAGGUUAACCAUUUUAAGAAUAUGUACUAUUAUGACAUCAUGUUGGGGGUUCCGCAGGCUCAUAGGAGUCUAUGUAGAACCUUAGAAUCCUGGGAGAGUUCCCCCAACAUGAUGUCAUACCUGCAACCCCACCUUUAAUGUUUGUUGUUGUCUCCAUUUUUGGCUAAUUUGGAUUUCGUCUACUGUGAUCCUGCUUUAGUAUGGUUGUCUAUGGGCAUGUCCGCUUCUGUCAUUGAAACCACCCUGAUCAUUUGUUUUCAGAAAAUGGGCAACUCAACAAGUGGUAACUGGUUUUCACUUGGAUUCUAUAACACAUUUCAUACUGAAAUCUGGCUUCUGUUGUGUUUUAUGUAGCAUUUUGUAAAUCGUAUUAUUUUCUUUCGUUUUACAAAAUCCAAAAUUAGCCAAAUAAUAACAGCAUGCAAGCAGCAAAAAAACACGAUGAUGACCACUCUAUUGCAUUGCAGACAUCUCAGAAAAGGGGCGAAAUAUGCUCAAUAGUGGACAUGCCCCCUUUGAUGGAUGUGCAGUGUACGCCAUUAUCAUGCUAACCUGUGGUAUCGCAAGCCAGAUGUUCAUUUCACCACUGUAGGUUUACUACUCCUCAUUUAUUACUACUCAUUUAUUCAUCCUCAUUUUAAAUUAUUUAUUAACACAGUUAUUAACGUAAAACGAGAAGUCUAGGUUUGCUUGUUUUUGUUAUUAUUUAAGUGACGACAUUUUUAUUCUGCUUUAACCUGUGUAAUAGCCUGUCCUACUGAUCGCCAGUUUGGAAUUGUGCUCAGCAUUCAUUAUAAACUAAUGUGGAACUGGUUUUGAUAAUUACAUGUGUAUCUGCUUUGUUAGUGUUCGUUACACACAUUGUUUCAGAUAUUAUUUUGAGCUGCAUGUAAAUAAUAGUUCUGUGUCCCUGUUCUACAAUACCAGUGUUCAUGAUAUGAUGAUUUCCAAACAGAAAGUGGUUACUGGAAGCUGCUGUACAUUAUUACUUUCCGACUUGAAAGUAUAACUUAGAAAGUAUUACUUUCAGUACUCGGAAAAAGUAUUAAGAUAUUUGUCUAGAAAUCACACAUGUAAAACCUGUGUAUAGUUAUUCAUAUACACAUGUUAAUUCAACAGAUCGAGAGCCCAAUUCAAGGCUCUUUAAGUUUGUCCUAUUUUCUCGGUGUCAAAGUAACACUGUGAAAUGUACUGUGUUCUACCACAUGCAGCCCUCCUCUCUGAA